This is a messenger RNA of Cantharellus anzutake, 2857 nucleotides long. Its product is annotated as P-loop containing nucleoside triphosphate hydrolase protein. Gene Ontology annotation, biological process: ribosome disassembly; mitochondrial translation. Lineage: Eukaryota; Fungi; Basidiomycota; Agaricomycetes; Cantharellales; Hydnaceae. The record is from RefSeq and is a predicted model, not a curated record. Bases 21 to 2660 code for a protein of 879 amino acids. Gene Ontology annotation, molecular function: GTP binding; GTPase activity. Gene Ontology annotation, cellular component: mitochondrion. The transcript has 4 exons.
CAGCCACAUGUGAAUUUUUUAUGCUCCGCAACUGGAAUGCACUGGCAGCCAUAGCUCGUAUCUACACAAUCCCUACGCAAUGCAGUAGGAAGCUAUCCUUUCAGGCUUGUCACAAUGUCCGUAAUAUUGCCUUACUUGCCCACAUAGAUUCUGGAAAGACUACCCUCACUGAAUCAAUUUUAUUUGCGUCAUCUUUCACCUCGUCACCUGGGACGGUUGAUACUGGCAGCACAACAACAGAUUUCCUCCCUGCAGAGCGGGAGCGAGGAAUCACGAUUCAGUCCGCUAGCAUUCCAGUGAAAUGGCGUAACUGGACAUUGAACCUCAUUGAUACUCCAGGCCACGUUGAUUUUGGAAUGGAAGUAGAAGCUGCCAGCAGAGUGGUGGAUGGUGCUGUUCUCUUGCUAGACUCCGUUGAAGGUGUGGAAGGACAAACCCUUGGCGUUUGGGGGCAAUUGAAUCGGCACGAGGUCCCCACUCGGAUGGUAUUCCUGAAUAAAUUGGAUCGACCGGGGGCAUCGGUGAGAUCCUCAAUCAAGUCUAUCCUCGCACAUAGGUUGCAUCCUUGUCCGAUUGUUAUGUGCCUCCCGAUUGCUUCGUUUGAUUCAUCCCGUUAUAUCUCUGGAGAACCAGGAGUAUGCGGCAUCGUAGACCUUGUCAAGUGGGAAGUGUGGAAAUGGAGCAGCACUUCUAAUACUUCUGACGCGAAGCCGUCAUGUCAUCCCCUUCUUCGCGAGGGGACUACCGAAGGUUCUGCCCUUUUUUCGGAGGGACACCCAUUGCUAAAAGAGCUUAUGAUUGCUCGGGAGGCAGUCAUCGAUUCCCUCUGUGUUCGUUCUCCUGACCUCAUGAACAGUUUCCUCUCUCUUGAUUCGCACUACCCUUAUCUCGCGCUCCCUAACAAUGAAAUCAUUAAAACUUUACGCCAGCUCACCCAAAGUCGGGAUAUUCUGCCAGUAUUGUGUGGCUCCGCUCUUAGACAUGUCGGAACCGACCUUCUUCUGGACUACAUCGGAGAAUUAUUGGCCUCUCCACUUGAUACGAUGAGACUAGAGACUGGAGAUUAUCAGAUAGUUUCGAAUGGGAUGCAACAACCUGUGACUCCAUCGCUUUCCGAGGUUGAGCUGCAAGCGCUCGCUUGGAAGGUCGCAUGGGACAGUCAGCGAGGCUGGAUGACUUUCGUUCGGAUCUACUCCGGCACAUUGACUCGACAGACAAUACUGUUCAAUACUUCAUCUCUCCAGAGAGAACGACCCUCCAAGCUCCUCCUCAUGUACGCCUCAGAUCCUCGGCCCGUUGAGCAGCUCAGCUUCGGGUCCGUAGGGGUUAUCCUGGGUUUGAAGCAUACUAGAACGGGGGACACGCUUGUAUCUACAACUUGGCAGAAUCGAAGGUCAAAGCGCCAGGGGAACGAAAAUGGGGAGCAUCAGACCAAAUUGAGGAAUAUCACUCCUCCAACCGCCGUCAUAUCCGCAUCCGUUCUGCCCCACUCUCAGAGUGAUGUAAAACCUGUCCAGCAAGCCCUUGAAGCUCUCAUUCGCACUGAUCCUUCUGUUCGAGUAACAGACGAGAAAUCGAGAAAUGAUGAAUCUGGUGGCCUAUCUGCAGCGUCAAGUGAUGGUCAGACCCUCAUUCACGGUCUUGGUGCUCUCCAUCUGGAAAUUGUUGAGCGUAGACUGAAGGAAGAAUGGGGUGUGCGCUGUUCUUUUGGGAAACGUCAGGUCAGUUAUCGAGAAGCUCUUGGCAUGGCAAACGGAGAGGAGGGUGACGAGGUUGAUGAAAUAUUCGAGCGGGAGAUCAAUGGUCAACCCGUCAAUGCUGCCGUUAAGCUUCACGUUCGACCUCUGAAUGCCAAAGAAGUUGACUUCAUACGAGGUUACAACGAAUGGGGAGGAAACGUAGUAGUAGAUCACAGAGGGAGGCUCUUGUCUAAUCCAGCGAACGCAGGACAACCCGACGGCUCCCACAUAAUUUCAAGUGUCCUUCCAACUCAAUCCAGCGCCCCCUUGUUGACGCCCGUUCUUCAAGGAAUUGCGAAUGCUCUCGCUACUAGCCCUCAUUCCUAUCUACCCUUGUCCCAUGUGCAUAUUCAGAUACUGAAAAUCGGCUCCUCAAGUUCCGCUGCGCCGGCCCAGUCACCGAAAGCGGCUUCUUCCGCGAGCAGUGCACCCACCCUUCCACCUCCUGCCAUUCUCAUGGCAGCCGCGUCGCAUGCCCUUCGUACAGCCAUCCGGCGUUGCGGCCCUGGAGACUUCCUUGAACCUUUCAUACAAGUGAAAGUAAACGUGGCAGAUGAGCAUCUAGGGAAAGUCAUCAGGGACCUUAUCGAAGGUGGCGGUGAAGUUGUGGACAUGGCAAUGGGUGAGCAAGAAGCUGUGGCAGGCUACGAAGAGGAUGGUGUCUAUAUUCCGCCUGCGUGGGUAACACCGACGAGUGGUUCCCUUAAUCAAGCAUCGAGUUCUGAGCAUGGAGGUGCACAAGUAAUGCUUAAACGUUCUGUGCAUGCCUUUGCUCCUCUGAGUUCCAUGCUUGAUUAUUCGACACGCCUUAGGGCUCUAAGUGGCGGUAUGGGUGCAUUUGAGAUGAACGUGGAAGGUUUCAGAGUUGUCUCACACGAGACGAGGAAGCAGGAGAUUCUAAGGGAGCUAGGAAGAGCCUAAACUAUUGGUACAUGACGGGUCUACGUCGAUCGGAUUAUUCCAGUCGUUCUUUCGCUUACAAAUCGUUAGUUCCACCAGACGGGGAAAACCGAAGAACGUGUCGAACAGACGAGCUUAGGUGACACCACCCGAUGUAAGUGCACGUCCGGAAAGUAAUGUAGCUGGUGGGGAGGAUGGGGUGCUGCCAAUGACAAGAG